This is a messenger RNA of Nilaparvata lugens (brown planthopper), 8787 nucleotides long. Its product is annotated as fatty acid synthase-like. The coding region runs from base 199 to 6297 and encodes 2032 amino acids. Lineage: Eukaryota; Metazoa; Arthropoda; Insecta; Hemiptera; Delphacidae. Gene Ontology annotation, biological process: fatty acid biosynthetic process. The record is from RefSeq and is a predicted model, not a curated record. The transcript is spliced from 34 exons. Gene Ontology annotation, molecular function: fatty acid synthase activity; oxidoreductase activity; 3-oxoacyl-[acyl-carrier-protein] synthase activity.
GAAAAACUGAGAUAGUCUCCGUUUCCAUCCGGUCCAGGCGGGCGAAGUCGAUGAAAGUGGGGGCAGCUGCAAUGAGUAGAACUAUAAAACUGAUCGCAGCCCAUGAAUAGGAUUCUAUUCGAUUCGAAAUUCUUGAACACACAGUAUUAACUUAAUUCACUAAUAUCUGGUGUCUUACAAGAGAAAAGGAAAUAGAAUAUGGAAAACGUAUUGAGCAGCGCUGAUCAUGACAAUGAAGAAAUUGUCAUCACUGGUCUGUCUGGACGAUUUCCUGAAAGCAGUAAUGUCGAAGAAUUCAAAGAUCAUCUAUUUGCUGGCGUUGAUCUUGUCACUGAUGAUGGAAGACGUUGGCCAUCAGGUAUGUACAAUCUUCCAACUAGAUCUGGCAAGCUGAAAAAUCUUGAGCACUUUGAUGCACUUUUUUUUGGUGUGCAUGGAAAGCAAGCCCAUGUCAUGGAUCCGCAACUGCGUAUAUUGCUCGAAUUGACCCACGAAGCAAUUAUGGAUGCAGGUGUGAACCCGACUGAUAUACGUGGAUCUCGCACGGGUGUAUUCAUAGGUGUGUCUGCCAACGACUCAGAAGAAUUCUGGGGUACGGACCCUGCUAAAGUGAAUGGAUAUGGAUUCACUGGCUGUUGUAGGGCUAUGUUCGCCAACAGAAUAUCUUAUUCUUUUGACUUCAUUGGUCCCAGUUACGCUAUUGACACAGCCUGUUCCAGCAGCAUGUUUGGCCUUCAGCAGGCAUUUGCUGCAAUGAGAUCUGGACAAUGUGAUUCUGCUAUUGCUGGUGGAGUCAAUAUUCUACUCAAGCCCACAUCUUCUCUCCAAUUUCAAAGGCUCAGUAUGCUCUCACCGGAGGGAAUGUGUAAAACCUUUGACAGUUCAGGUACCGGAUAUGUGAGAAGUGAGGCAGCAGUAGUGAUAUUUUUGCAGAAAGCUCAAGAUGCAAAGCGUAUUUAUGCAACCAUUUUGAAUGCCAGAACCAACAACGACGGAUAUAAAAGGCAGGGAAUCACCUUUCCAGCUGGUCACAUGCAGAACAAACUCAUCAGAGAGACCUAUUCAGAAGUAGGUGUCAAUCCAGCUGAUGUAGUGUAUGUGGAAGCACAUGGAACAGGGACAAAGGUUGGUGAUCCACAAGAAGUGAAUGCGUUGGCAGACUACUUCUGCACCAAGGAUCGGGCUGCGCCGUUGCUCAUCGGCUCAGUCAAAUCGAAUAUGGGUCACUCAGAGCCAGCAUCUGGACUUUGCUCAGUUGCCAAAAUCAUCAUUGCCAUGGAGCAGGGUGUAAUUCCAGGAAAUAUCCAUUUUAAAAGUCCCAAUCCUGAUAUUCCAGCACUCAGUGAUGGGCGAUUACAGGUUGUUGAUAAGAACAUGUCGUGGAAUGGUGGCAUCGUUGGUGUGAAUUCGUUUGGAUUCGGAGGAGCGAACGCCCAUGUGAUCCUGCGUUCCAAUGCUAAACGGAAGAUGAUGUCCUGCCCAGGUCCAGUACCCCGUCUUGUCACGGUUUCUGGUCGAACUGAGGAAGCUGUUAAUGCCAUUCUAGACAAGAUUGAAGCUCUACCUUGGAAUGAAGAGUUUUUCUCACUACUUCAUAAUAUCCAUAGUUCCAAUAUACCAGGUCAUGGCUAUCGUGGAUAUGCCAUAAUUAUUAGUGAUAGGAUGGAACGACAUGUUCAGACAUUCAAUGGCAAUAAGAAGCCCAUCUGGUUUGUGUUUUCUGGAAUGGGGAGCCAAUGGACUGGCAUGGGUCGUGAUCUCAUGGUGCUGGAACCAUUCCAGAAAGCCAUCAACAAAUGCGCUGAUGCUCUCAGACCUGAAGGUGUAGAUCUACUUGACAUUAUCAUGAAGGGAGACGAUGCCACUUUCAAGAACCUUCUGAAUUCUUUCGUAUCGAUUGCUGCAAUCCAGGUGGCUCUAGUUGAUGUGUUGACCAGCGUAGGAAUACAUGCAGACGGAAUAAUCGGUCACUCAGUGGGUGAGCUGGGAUGCGCUUACGCGGAUGGAGCAUUCACAGCUGAGCAGACGGUGCUAGCAGCCUAUUGGAGAGGCCGCAGCAUCCUCCACUCUAAACUUACACCCGGCUCUAUGGCUAUGCUACCAAACCCUAAGCCACGCACAGCCAAAUGGAUCAGUUCAUCAAUUCCAGAAAGCUCAUGGCACACAGCUCUGGCACAAAGCUCAUCUGCAGACUACUAUGUUAACAAUCUGCUGUCUCCUGUUCUCUUCUACGAGGCCAUUCAACACAUUCCAGAGAAUGCAAUCGUGUUCGAAGUGGCACCUCACUGUGCUCUGCAGGCCAUACUCAAACGCUCAUUGGGUUCCAGCUGCACUAACAUUGGUCUUUCAAAACGUGGACAUACCGAUAAUUUGAGCUAUUUGCUGAGCGGCAUUGGAAAAGCUUAUAACGCUGGUGUCCAGCCCAAUGUUGGGAAACUCUACAAGCCUGUCACGUUUCCAGUAUCUCGAGGAACACCAAUGAUUCAGUCCAUGGUCAAAUGGGAUCAUUCCAUGGAAUGGAGUGUGGCAAAUUUUUCACAAAAAAUACAAGAUGAAUUUCGCUCCAGAGAAUGUGUGAUUGAAAUUGAAUUGAGCAAGGAAUCUGAUGCUUUCUUGACUGGCCAUGCUAUUGAUGAACGUGUCCUCUUCCCUGCUGCAGGAUACCUGACUCUUGUGUGGAGAAAAUUCGUCGAAAUGCAGGGCCUGUCCUUUGAAGAGACUCCUGUCAUACUGGAAAAUUUUAAGAUUCAUCGUGCAACCGUCAUGCCCAUGGAAGGGCCUGUCAGGUUUCUGUUCAAUGUUUUGGAUUACACAGGUGAGUUCGAAGUGUCUGAAGGAGGAUCAUUGGCAGUUUCCGGCCGGGUGCACUUGCCUCAAGAUGUCACCAAACAACAGAUUGACCUCAGCAGCCCUUUAGCAUUUUCACGUUCCUGUAACAUCACUCUCAAUGCUUCUGAUAUUUACAAAGAGCUCCGUCUCCGUGGAUACGAAUACAGUGGCGUCUUUCGUGGAGUUCUAGAAGCUGAUGACAAAGCGACGUUUGGUAGACUCGAAUGGAUUGGUAACUGGACCAGUUUUAUUGACUCGAUGCUGCAGUUUUCUAUCCUGGGUUUGACCACCCGCCAACUCUACCUGUACACUAAUAUACAGCGAGUUAUAAUCGAUCCCAAAAAGCAUCUGCAUCAAGUUCAAUCAUUCUUCAAUAACUCAGGUUUGCCAGUGUUCAUGUAUCGGGAUAUUGAUGUUAUGAAGGCCGGCGGUAUCGAAAUUCGUGGAAUGGAGGUAUCACUUGCUCCACGAAGGCAGCUAAGCCAGGCAUCUCCAAAGCUGGAACAAUAUAUUUUUAUUCCUUAUGAAUAUAACAAGCUCAUGCAUGUUGAUGAUGAAGCUAUCAAGCAGACUGGCUUGGCAGUCAUCUCCAGACUGACAACCUGCAACAAGAUUUUUGCACUUCUUAGAAAAGCUGCUCAGAAACCACGACCGACAAUAAUUGAAGUAAGUGAGAAGAAUUUCGACUGGGUUGAACGUCUGAAGAAGGCUUCGAAGAGCAGUGAGAGCAAUGGCAAACAAUACUUGAUUGUCUGUCAAGGGGAGAAGACGUGUGGUUUAGUUGGCAUGAUGAACUGUAUCAGACAAGAACCAGGAGGCUGCAAUUUUAGGACAGUAUUCAUUCAAGACACAACAGCACCAGCUUUCUCUCUAGACGUUCCUCAGUACGCUGAUCAGCUUAAGAAGAAUUUGGUGUUGAAUGUGCUGAAGGAUGGUGUGUGGGGUGGUUACCGUCACAUCCGGCUCAGUAAUACAUUGAAUGAUAGUGCAGCUACAACACAGGUCGAGCAUGCUUACGUCAAUGCUCUCACAAGGGGAGACCUCUCAAGUCUCAAAUGGAUUCAAGGACCUCUAUCUUCUUACAAUAGAGGAAAUCAUCCCACCAAAGAAAUGUGUAAUGUAUAUUUCGCGCCUCUCAACUUCCGUGACGUGAUGUUGGCUUCCGGAAAGCUGCCACCUGAUGCAUUACCCGGAGACUUAGCUGGACAGGAACAAUACUUCACCACCCAGGUAGCACACCUACGUGUUUCCAACGUUGAAAUUUGGUUGUUGAGAGCCUUAUUUGUUUACUUCUAUGCUCUCACAAGGGGAGAUCUCUCAAGUCUCAAAUGGAUUCAAGGACCUCUAUCUUCUUACAAUAGAGGAAAUCAUCCCACCAAAGAAAUGUGUAAUGUAUAUUUCGCGCCUCUCAACUUCCGUGACGUGAUGUUGGCUUCCGGAAAGCUGCCACCUGAUGCAUUACCCGGAGACUUAGCUGGACAGGAUUGCAUUCUAGGUCUCGAGUUCUCUGGAAGAGACACCAAGGGUCGUAGAGUUAUGGGGAUGGUUGCUGCUAAAGGCUUGGCCACCACUGUUCUCGCCGAUUCUGUAUUCUUGUGGCACGUUCCUGACAAGUGGACUCUUGAAGAAGCCUCUACUGUUCCAGUUGCUUAUGCAACCAGCUACUACGCGCUGAUCGUGCGUGGUCGUAUGAAUAGAGGAGAGUCGAUUCUGGUGCAUGCAGGCAGCGGAGGUGUGGGCCAGGCAGCCAUUGCUCUGGCUCUGCACAUGGGCUGCACGGUUUAUACCACAGUGAGCAGCCAGGAGAAAAGGAACUUCAUAAAAUCUACUUUCCCACAGUUGAGCGACAGAAACAUCACCAAUUCCCGUGAUACCAGCUUUGAGCAACACAUUAUGAGAGAGACGAAAGGGCGAGGUGUGGACUUAGUGCUCAACUCACUCGCUCAAGAGAUGUUGCAGGCCUCUGUACGAUGCUUGGCCAAAGGUGGUCGCUUCCUCGAAAUUGGAAAGAUCGAUCUCACCAACAACACCGCUCUUGGAAUGUCUUUUUUCUUGAAGAACACAACUUUCCAUGGAAUUCUGGUGGAUGCCUUAUUUGAUGCUGACAGUGAGAAUGAUGACAAAAAUGCUGUGUUCCAACUUGUCUCAGAAGGAAUAGAGAAUGGUGCAAUCCGCCCACUUCCAUCCACUGUGUUUUCCGAUUCUCAAGUUCAACAGGCAUUCAGAUUCAUCGGAUCUGGAAAGCAUAUUGGUAAAGUUGUCCUCAAGAUGAGAGAUGAAGAAGCAGCAAAAAUCAUAAUACCAAAGCCAAAAACAAUCAAUGCUUUUUCAAGGACAUAUAUGGAUCCGGAAAAAUCUUACAUUCUUGUGGGUGGGCUGGGAGGUUUCGGUCUAGAACUUGCCGGAUGGUUAUUGGAGCGAGGGGCAACCAAAAUAGUGUUGUCUUCGCGCGCGGGAACCAGAACCGGAUACCAGGCAGUACGCAUGCGCAGAUGGGUGGAGCGCAACGUCAAAGUGGAGAUCUCGACCAAUGACGUCACAACACUGGAGGGCGCCGAACAGCUGAUUGGUACAGCCGCCAAGAUGGGACCGGUUGGCGGGAUUUUCAAUUUGGCGGCUGUGCUAGGAGACGCGUUGAUGGAGAAUCAAACGGUUGAUAAUUUUGAAACUGUUUGCCGACCGAAAAUAUAUGCCACCAAGUGUUUAGAUGCUGUUUCCCGAAGACUCUGCCCUGACUUGGACUACUUUGUCGCUUUUUCUUCGGUGUCAAGCGGUCGAGGCAAUGCAGGACAGACUAACUACGGCUUUGCAAACUCUGCUAUGGAGCGUAUCUGUGAAACGCGAAGGGAGUCUGGUUUACCGGGACUGGCGAUUCAAUGGGGAGCCAUAGGGGAUGUCGGACUAGUCGUUGAUACUAUUGGUGACAAUGAGUCAGUGGUUGGAGGAACUCUGCCACAGCGCAUGAUUUCUUGUCUGGCAACCAUUGAUUAUUUCCUGCAGCAGCCUCAUCCUGUACUUGCAUCUAUUGUGCUUGCUGAGAAGACAAACUCAACCUCUGACGUGAAUCAGGUGACACUUAUCGAUACUGUCGCCAAUAUACUAGGCAUCAAAGAUGCAACAGCAGUAGGAAGCUGCACAACCUUAGCUGAUCUUGGCAUGGAUUCUCUGAUGGCUGCCGAGAUCAAACAGACACUGCAGCGCAGCUAUGAUCUGCAGCUCAGCACAGCAGAGAUCAGAACUCUCACUCUAGAUCGUUUCAAGGAGAUCGCAUCAGCUGAUGGAGGAAAACUUUCAUCGGGCCCUGAUCACAGUGAUAAAACUUCACAAGAAAAUGUUGAGGUUGAUAACAUUGGAGUAGAGAAAUCGGAUUCAAAACAGAUAAUUUCACAUAUUUCAUCAGAAUCCAGAAUUGGUCAGCCAGUUUCCAUGAUAUAUCCAGUCGAGAGACAGUAUAUACUAUCAGGCUAGAUGGGACCUUUACAAUAAUGGACUCUCCAUCAUGAACAGUGCCAUACGCAAAUAAUAUUAUCAUUUGAAUGAAUAGUAUAGAAUUUGAAACUACAUCGUCUAGAAUAUUACAUGUAUCGUAUAUCUAUCUACAUGCACUCUCCUCGGCUAUGUAGCUUAUAAACAUUCACUCUGGGGAUAAUGAUAAUUAUUAGUAAAAUAGAAAAUAUAUAUGAUAGUGAUUAUAAUGCAGUUCAUUUUGUGAAAAAAUCAUGGGCUAUUGUUAAAAAUAGUAUUCCGUGAGUAACUCCUUUUUCAACCAUUCAAGAUGUAGUCUUAUAACCAUUAAUCAAAAUAGCAAUUCAAAUGACGAAAAAUGGUUUAAUUUUAAUUUUUUCAUACAAAACUGACUUUAUUCAUUCAAUUGAAGAGAAUUGUUCUACAAGCAUCAGUGUAUUAGGUGCGAACGAAAUGCGAGCAGUACGCAAGAUGAUAGCAGGACGCGCGAUUCCUGUUCGCGUACAACGAACUGACCACGUUCCCGCUGAUAACAUGGAACACGUGGCAAGCUUGCACUGUGAUCUCGAUCACCGUACUUGGCGUAUCCUUGUACGAGAAACGCAUGUUUGUUGCGCAGAGCAUAAGUCUACGAAGCUUUAGAAAAGGAAACAGGCUCUCUCCACCCAAUAAUGUUUUAAAAAUAUAAGGUUCACGGGAAACCUUAUCAUUAUAGAUAUCAAGGGAUAUUAAUAAUUUCUGAUAAAUAUCGGGUAGACUCAGUUGAAUGUUGUCUUCUCAGAGAUGAUAUUAAUAUUUAGUCUAUUUUUUCAUUAUCACUCAUUCUCGAUAUUACAUGUUGUGUAUUCAAAAGAUUGAGAAAAUUUAAUGGAAUUACUGCAUUUACAUGCAUUUAUUCAUGAAAACACCUUAUUUAUCCAUUUAUUUCAUUCAAGUUACACAUUGAGAGGUCUCGUUUGAGCAGUGGUGAUGGCCGGUUGUGUUUUGAGGAGCGAUAAGAUAAGCGGUUAUUGCUGUGUCUCUGGCGAUUGUUGGAUUUCUCUCAUUUUGUAACCUCAAAACAGUCAUUAUUCGUAAUAACAUAAUAAUAAUUAGUCAACUACCACAAUCAACUCAACUAAUAAUUAUUACUAAUAAUAUACAUAAUAAUAAUUAUUACUAAUGUCAUGUUUUUAACAAUAUAGUAGAGUAAUCACAGUCUGGAUUCAAAUAAUUCUUGCAUCAAACUUAUAGUAUAACCACAAAGUAAAGACGUAAUAUAGUAAAGUUUCGAAUAAUUCUUCAAAGUAAAGACUUAUUAUACUAUUAUUAAUCUAUGGUAUAACGCAUAUAACUUAGUUCAAUUUAUAAUUUCUUAAAUUCAUAUUUUUAACUUCAUUCAAUUUAACCCAACCAUUUCAGUUAAUAAAUGGGCCUAGGCCUAGUGAAUUUCUGGUGUACGUUUUUUCGCUCUCUAAUUUAUAGUUUUGUCAAGCUUUAAUUUAGGAAUUCAGUAAUAAUCCAGCCUAAUUAAGUAAUACAGCCGACAGUUUCUAUAUGUAAAUCUACAUACACGUGGUAUAAUACUAGGAAAUUGAGAGAAAUUAUAAUUUUUAAUAAAGUCAAUUAAUUAUAAUAUAGCUAUUUAAUUUGCAUUGUAAUAAAGUUUGAAUUUUUAUUACCUAAUGUGCAUUGAUUGAUUCAUCACACCGCUCUUUUGUUUGGGUGCUUAUUACAUUAUAUAGCUGCAUUAAAGGACUUUACUGAUUGUUUUGUCCCUUCUGUUCGAGUAAGCGUUGUGCAGUGGUGUAAUAUAUUUUGUAAACACUGAGCAGCCUUGCUAUGGGCAUGUUGUCGGGCUUGUCCCGGGCCUGGACGGGAUACGCCCGAUCCAUAGGGGAGGCAUAAGUUAGGCUUUCAAUUUUAAAUUAACUUAUUAUAGCUAAGCAAGGCCACGUGAGUUUCUUGCGUUCGCUUCCGGCAGAGAAGCGGUUUGAAUCAAUCUAACUAUCAAUCUGACUAUAAAUCUAACUAUAACACUCUGAUUGAGAAAUAUCAAUAAUUAGAGAAAUCUACUGUAAUUAUAAUUGAUAAAUGAUCGCACAUUAAUAUUUUGCUUCGGAACUGUUUCCGUACUAUCAUGCAACUGCAUCUUGUUUCUCUCUAAUCUCAUCGGCCUCUUAUCUUCGCUAGGCUAACGGUUUAUUUCUUCAGCUCUCAUUUUUACCUUUCAACAUAAAAGCCUGUAAAGUAUUUCUAUCCAAUCACUUCUCUACUUCUAUUCUAUGUUAUGUAAUAGAGCUCACUCGUGUUAACCUUUAUAACAAAAAUAGUUACAGAAUCACGAUCUAUUCUUUGACAUUGGCGAGGGUUUAACGUUGCUAAGGACAAAUUAUAAAUAUUGUUGUGGUAUUGAUUGUUGUCAUGGAUCUCAUGGAAGUAAGAACUUCAAGAGGGAAAAUGGGGCUCCUUUAUAACUCAUUUAUCUUCCGUAAAUCUAACACUUCGAGUUGC